CUGGUCGGAAGAGUACAGAGUGGGCCAGAAUAAUUUAUUAGAACAUGUUUUAGAGUUUUGAAAUUAGACAGUAACGGUAAAUAAAAUUUGUUAUAAUCAAUAAUUUUAGAAGAAAAACUAUUUAAUACCAUAAGAUUAUCACAUCGAAAUAAGAAAAAACUAACAAAUGACAUAAUUUAUUAAAUAACAAAUGCAAUUUGGGAAAUGUCAACAUUACUGAGUUUCAACAAUUAAUAAACAUUUUAUUAGAUAUGAGACCAACGUGAACAUUUAGUUAAAUUGUAAAUCAUAUAUCAGUUGAGCUAUGGCUGGCAAUGAGAGAGUUUCAUUAAACGAUGCUCUAUCGAAUGUAGAAGUAUUAGAUGAGCUUCCUUUACCCGAUGAACAACCUUGUAUAGAAGCCCAACCAUGUUCUGUAGUAUAUCAAGCUAAUUUUGAUACAAACUUUGAAGAUAGGAAUGGAUUCGUUACAGGCAUAGCAAAAUAUAUAGAAGAGGCCACAGUACAUGCUAGUUUAAAUGAACUCUUAGAUGAAGGACAAGAACAUGCUGUUAUGCUUUAUACCUGGCGUUGCUGUUCUAGGGCAAUUCCACAGCCUAAAUCUAAUGAACAACCUAAUAGAGUUGAGAUCUAUGAAAAGACUGUUGAGGUGCUAGCACCUGAAGUGAAUAAACUAUUAAAUUUUAUGUAUUUCCAGAGAAAGGCAAUUGAAAGGUUUUCACAAGAAGUUAAAAGGUUAUGCCAUACAGAGAAAAGAAAAGAUUUUGUAUCUGAAGCAUAUUUACUAACACUGGGAAAAUUUAUUAAUAUGUUUGCUGUAUUGGAUGAACUGAAAAAUAUGAAGUCUAGUGUUAAAAAUGACUACUCAACUUAUAGAAGAGCUGCCCAAUUUUUGAAAGUAAUGUCAGAUUCACAAACUCUACAAGAAUCUCAGAAUCUUUCCAUGUUUUUGGCAACUCAAAAUAAAAUAAGAGAUACUGUUAAAGAAAACUUAGAAAAAAUAACUGGAUAUGAAGAGUUGCUUGCUGAUGUAGUGAAUAUCUGUGUACACAUGUUUGAAACGAAAAUGUACCUGACACCCAGUGAAAAACAUAUGUUGGUUAAAGUUAUGGGCUUUGGACUAUUUUUGAUGGAUAGUGAACUGUGCAAUAUUAAUAAACUUGAUACAAAGAAGAAAUUGAGACUUGACAAAAUUGAUAGAAUUUUUAAGAAUUUGGAAGUAGUUCCUUUAUUUGGUGAUAUGCAAAUUGCUCCAUUUAACUAUAUAAAAAGAAGCAAACACUUUGAUGCAAACAAAUGGCCUUUAUCAAACAGCAAUACACCAUCCCCACAAGCUGACCUUAUGGUCCAUCUUCCCCAAAUAAGAGAAGAUCAUGUUAAAUACAUAAGUGAGUUAUCUAGAUAUAGUAACGAAGUUACCACAACAUACAAAGAAUGUGGUAGUGAUACAGAAAAUAAAGAGACUGCAGAUUUGGCUUUGAGAGGAUUGCAGCUUCUGUCUGAAUGGACAAGUGUAGUAACUGAGUUGUACUCUUGGAAGUUAUUGCACCCUACUGAUCACCAUCAAAAUAAGGAAUGUCCAAAGGAUGCAGAAGAGUAUGAAAGAGCUACUAGAUACAACUAUAGUGAAGAGGAAAAAUUCGCAUUGAUUGAAGUAAUUGCCAUGAUUAAAGGACUGCAAGUAUUAAUGGCAAGAAUGGAAACUGUAUUUACAGAUGCUAUAAGACGUAAUAUUUAUGCUGAGUUGCAAGAUUUUGCACAACUUACUUUGAGAGAACCUCUAAGAAAAGCUAUAAAAAAUAAAAAAGAUUUGAUACGAAGUAUAAUUAUGUCUGUAAGAGAAACUUGUGCUGACUGGUCAAAACAAUUUGAUCCCAUUCAAGAUCAUGUAUUAAAAGGAAAAAAAGAUCCUGAUACAGGUUUCCAUAUCAAAGUUCCCAGAAGAAAUGUUGGACCAUCGUCUACACAACUAUAUAUGGUCAGAACAAUGUUAGAAUCAUUGAUAGCAGAUAAAUCUGGUGGUAAAAGAACUUUGCGCAAAGAUAUAGAUGGACAAUAUUUAAUGCAUAUAGAUUCGUUUCACAAAACUUCAUUCUACUGGAAUUACUUAUUGAGUUUUAGUGAAUACUUGCAAAAGUGCUGUGAUUUAUCUCAGUUAUGGUAUAGGGAGUUUUACUUGGAGAUGACGAUGGGCAAAAGAAUUAAUAAAUGUACAGUACGCCAUAAUCACAACGAGGAAUGUAAUGAUUUGAUUACUAUGGAAAAAAGAAUACAAUUUCCCAUUGAUAUGUCAAUGCCUUGGAUUCUUACUGAUCAUAUUCUAAAAACUAAAGAACCAUCAAUGAUGGAGUAUGUCUUGUAUCCUUUAGACUUAUAUAAUGAUAGUGCUUUAUAUGCAUUAACAAUAUUCAGGAAACAGUUUUUGUAUGAUGAAGUAGAAGCUGAGGUAAACUUGUGCUUUGACCAAUUUGUUUAUAAACUAAGUGAACAAAUUUUUGCUUAUUAUAAACAAUUAGCAGCAAGUAUAUUCUUGGAUAAAAGAUUCAGAGUAGAAUGUUCAGCAGUUGGUGCUUACUUAUUGCCAUACCCAAGAGCAAAUCGAUACGAAACUCUUCUAAAACAAAGACAUGUUCAACUAUUGGGUAGAUCCAUUGAUUUAAACAAAUUAAUAACUCAGAGAAUAAAUGCUGAUAUGCAAAAAUCUUUAGAUUUAGCAAUUAGUAAAUUUGAAGCAGGUGAUAUCACUGGAGUUAUAGAAUUGGAUGGACUAUUACAGGUCAAUCGGUUAUGCCACAAAUUAUUAAGUAAAUGGCUAGCUUUGGAUGAUUUUGAUUCAAUGUUCAGAGAAGCAAACCAUAAUGUCCUGGCUCCUUAUGGAAGAAUAACCCUACAUGUGUUUUGGGAGCUGAAUUACGAUUUUCUACCAAACUAUGUUUACAAUGCAGCCACCAAUAGGUUUACUAAAUACAGAGGUAUAUCAUUUGGUGCAGCUGUGUCUAGAGAUAGACCUCCACAAAUGUCUCAUCAUUAUCUGUGGGGAACAAAACAAUUGAACUUAGCUUAUACUACUCAGUAUUCACAAUACUCAGGUUUUGUAGGUCCUCAACACUUCCACACAAUGUGCCGACUUCUGGGGUAUCAAGGUAUAGCUGUAGUAAUGGAAGAACUUCUCAAAAUAGUGAAAAGUCUCAUCCAAGGAAGUCUUCUUCAAUUUACAAAAACACUUAUGGAAGCAAUGCCAAAGAUUUGCAAACUGCCUAGAUAUGAUUAUGGUUCUCCAGGUGUUUUGGGUUACUAUCAAGCACAACUCAAUGAUAUUGUUCAAUAUCCUGAUGCUCGCACUGAACUAUUUCACAAUUUUAGGGAAUUUGGAAAUAUAAUUUUAUUUUGUUUAUUAAUGGAACAAGCUCUGUCACAGGAAGAAGUUUGUGAUCUUUUACAAGCUGCACCAUUCCAAAAUAUUCUUCCCAGACCGUUUUGUAAAGAGGGCGAAAAACUUGAAGCUAAACAGAAACGACUUGAAGCAAAGUACCAGGCAUUACAAAUAGUUCCUAAUAUAGAAAAACUAGGAACAGCAAAACAAGCCAUGAUAUCUCGCGAAGGGGACUUACUGACAAGAGAAAGACUUUGUUGUGGUUUAUCAAUAUUUGAAGUAGUUCUUAAAAGACUGAGAAGCUUUUUGGAUGAUCCUGUAUGGGUUGGACCUCCACCUACAAAUGGAGUCAUGAAUGUUGAUGAAUGUACUGAAUUUCAUAGAUUAUGGUCAGCCUUACAGUUUGUUUACUGUAUUCCAGUUAGUGAAAAUGAAUAUACUGUUGAAGAGAUGUUUGGAGAGGGAUUACAUUGGGCAGGUUGUACUAUGAUAGUUCUUCUUGGCCAACAAAGAAGAUUUGAAGCAUUGGAUUUCUGUUAUCAUAUAUUACGAGUUCAAAGAGUAGAUAUGAAAGACGAAGUUGUUAAAAGAAUUAAUCUUAAAAGGAUGGUAGACAGGAUUCGACGUUUCCAGGUAUUGAACUCUCAGAUAUUCGCUAUUUUAAAUAAAUUUUUGAGAUCUGGAGAAAGUGAUGAAUUAUCUGUAGAACAUGUCAGAUGUUUUCCACCACCUAUACAUCCAUCCAUCAAUCCACAACAGCAUUAUCAUGCACCAGAGCAUCUGAGACAGUGUUGAUUACUUUUAAAAAGAACUUAUCCGAAAUAAUUUUUAUUGAAAUUACAAUAUUAAACAUUGUAUUUGGAAUGUUUGUAUUCUAUAAGAUGAAUAUUAACUAGUAUUAAAAUUUCCAGAACUUUUUUAGAUACAGUUUCAUUAAGAAACGCUUAAUAGGAAAAAUUUUAUACCUUGAAAUUCUUGCAUCAAAACUGUUUUAUAUAUGUAGUUAAUACUAAAUCGAACUAAUUAAUAUAAAUUUCACUCUAAAAAUCGAUUUCUAUUAAAUUUUUUAUAUUCACAUUAAAAAAUUGUAAAAAACUAAUAUUUUCAUUUUAUUCAUAGUGUAAUUUAGCUGCUUUAACUCCAUUAUAUAAUGAUUUUAUAGUAUUUUUCAAAAGCAGAUCCAUGUAUAUAAACAUUUUCUUUGUUUAUUAUAUAACCACAAAACUGUUGAUGCAAAAAAAUCUCACAUAUUGUUUUCUUUAUCCUAAAAAGAAUUUGACAUCUCUGUAGCAACAAUUAACUUCUUUUAGAAAAAAUAUUGUGUUUUUAUCACUAGUAUAUAUAGUAGUAUCUCUGUCUCUGUAUUAUUUAGCUGUCAUCUGAAAUUGUACCAAAACUAUGUAGAUAUAUUUAUAACUUUUUUUUUAAUUAAUUUUUAAGAAGAUGCCAGAAAGUCUAAAAAUGCUCCUGUAUUUGAAAAUUGACGGUAACUAAAAAGUUGAAAUUUGGGAUUUUGUUUUAUGAUGUAGGCAAUUCCACUAUUUUAUUACAAAAAUACAUUCCAUUUUUCAACUCUAACUUUAAAUAUUUUACCUCAGCUUUUUUUGAAUGUUGACAGAAAAAUUAUUGUGCAAAGGAAAUGUAACCUCAUAAAAUCUAUAUAAUAAAUCCCUAAUUUCAACUAUCUAGUUGAAAUAUAAUGUUCCACCCGUAAAUUCUAAAAAUCACCUUCAAUUUUUUUACAAAUAGACACCAAUGGACCAAACGGAUUCUUUUUGAAUUGUCUUACUUUUUUUGAUUUCAUAUUUUCGCCUUCCUUAAUGAGUCCUUAGUGUAUUUUAGGCGUCUAGGCGAAGACGGUAAUGCUCUAUCCCUAUGAAGCAGGUUUUCCCACAAAUUAAUGCUAUUCCAGACACUAGUUUCUUUUCUCCCAUAGCUUACGAUUUUCACAAUGUUGCUUAGACUUUCUAUUAAAUUUUUUAUAUUAAAUUAAAAUUAUAAAAAACUAAUAUUUUCAUUUUAUUCAUAGUUUAAUUUAGCUGCUUUAACUCCAUUAUAUAAUGAUUUUAUAGUAUUUUUCAAUAGCAGAUCCAUGUAUAUAAACAUUUUCUUUGUUUAUUAUAUAACCACAAAACUCAAAUCUUAGGUUAAUGAUAAAAACUGAUGAAUUAAUCAUAUUUUAAGUCCGCUUUUGAAAUUGAUAUAUCUAAAACUGUUUACACAUUUACUGAAUUUUAUGUCGACCACACUUCCAUUUAAGUUAGGAGAAUAUUUUUUAUAUUUCUCUUUAGUUUAAUUAUAUUUUUUAAAUAAUUUUAUAUUGUGUAAAAACACUAACGGGAAAUUUUGCUUUACUAACCUUUAAUAAUUCACUUUCUAAGUACAAAAGUUUAUUUAUUUAUAGUAUAUGAGUAAUGUGUUAGUUAUAUAAGUUUUUUUAUUUGUUAUUUAAUUAGAAGAACGAAGUCAUCAUUAGCAACACGCUCUUAAAUUGAUUGUGAAAUUAUUGUAUAAUAAUAUCAAAACAUUUUGAAUAGUUGAAAAAACUAUCAAUUUUAGGAAAAUACUCAACUCAAUUAGACAACAGCAUAACAAUAUUAAAAAAAAAUAAAUGUAGCUAAAUAUCACAAAAGAUAUAAAAAAUAUUAGUGGCACAGUAUACAGUAUGAACCAAAAAUUAAAUUGUGUAUUUACAUGAUUGAGUAGGUUUGUAAAUUAAUAUUACAGCUUUGUUGGAAAUGUGUUCUUAUUUUGUAUCUUUAUAUAACAUAAAAUUUUUAUUUUCCAUGAAUUUAUCCUUUAUAAAUAUGUAUUUACUUUAUUAUAUUAUGUAAUUAAA
Diorhabda carinulata is the source of this 6212-nucleotide messenger RNA. RefSeq names its product cytoplasmic FMR1-interacting protein (gene Sra-1). Lineage: Eukaryota; Metazoa; Arthropoda; Insecta; Coleoptera; Chrysomelidae. The transcript has 20 exons. The coding region runs from base 305 to 4168 and encodes 1287 amino acids. Gene Ontology annotation, molecular function: RNA 7-methylguanosine cap binding; small GTPase binding. The record is from RefSeq and is a predicted model, not a curated record. Gene Ontology annotation, cellular component: SCAR complex; neuron projection; synapse. Gene Ontology annotation, biological process: regulation of actin filament polymerization; cell morphogenesis; axon guidance.